GGAUCCUCUUGGCUAGCUGAAUUUUUUGCUUUUAGUGCAUUCUGGGUGAUCCCCACCAUAUCAACGGUUUAGAUCACUAAUCCAUGGGCCCCACUUUUAGAAAACGAGAACCCGAACACCUUCCUUGUAUAAUCCCCUUCAUUUCUUUCUGCGUUGAAAUUGAAGUGUGACCUCCUGUCGUCGGUGACAGAGAGAGUGAGAGAGAGAUGGGGUGGGCCAUCGCGGUUCACGGUGGGGCAGGCGACAUACCACUGUCGUUGCCAGCUCACCGCAGAGAGCCGCGCGAGGCCUCUCUCCGCCAUUGCCUGCAAAUCGGCGUCUCUGCACUUAAAGUCAACACAGCUCCCUUAGACGUCGUUGAGCUCGUGGUUCGUGAGCUAGAAAAUAUUCCACAUUUCAAUGCUGGUAGAGGUUCUGUUUUAACUACCAAUGGGACGGUUGAAAUGGAAGCAUGCAUUAUGGAUGGAACAAAAAAAUGUGGAGCUGUUUCAGGUCUUUCCACCGUUGUUAAUCCCAUAUCUCUUGCACGGCUUGUAAUGGAGAAAACUCCUCAUAUUUAUCUGGCAUUUGAUGGAGCAGAAGCAUUUGCAAAGGAACAAGGUGUUGAAACUGUUGAUGCAAGCCAUUUCAUCACUCCAGAAAACAUCGAAAGGCUAAGUCAAGCAAAAGAAGCCAACAGAGUGCAGCUUGAUUACACGCAACCAUCGCCUCCAAAAGAUGAACCACAGGACCCUGCAGCCAAUGAAGGAGAUGGCCAAAUCGGGACUGUUGGAUGUGUGGCUGUUGACAGGCACGGAAACUUAGCUACCGCAACUUCCACAGGCGGGUUCGUGAACAAGAUGGUGGGUAGGAUUGGCGAUACUCCAGUCAUCGGUGCGGGCACAUAUGCCAACAGUUUCUGUGCAGUCUCAGCAACAGGCAAAGGUGAGUUCAUCAUCAGGGCCACUGUGGCCCGGGACGUUGCUGCCCUUAUGGAGUACAAAGGACUCUCUCUCAAUAAAGCGGCUGCUUACGUUAUAGAACAGUGCACUCCAGAAGGCACUGCUGGCUUAGUUGCUGUUUCUGCUACAGGAGAAGUCACAAUGCCAUUCAACACAACAGGCAUGUUCCGUGCAUGUGCUACCGAAGAUGGGUACUCUGAAAUCGGAAUAUGGCCUUCUCUCACUGAUUCUGCUAUUUAGGAGGGAAAAAAAGGUGAGGAUUUAUAAGAGUCCUGACCCUCGGUAUGCACAGUAACCUUGUAGCCUCAAGUUUGUACAAGUGGGUUUCAUGGCAAGGAGAUCAGAUGCGUUGAUCUAAAAGGCUCUGAUGUGGAUGGACUCCCCACAAACUUCCUAAUCCUUUAAUUGGCAAAGCACCAUAUUCAGCAGAAAAGAAGACUUAAAAAGGGUUGGAAAAUUAUGAUCUCUUCCAAUCUGGGAGUUUUUGGCAUAUCCUGCCUACCCAUAUUGGAUUCCUUCAGGACAAUGGUCUGGGUAACAAAGCUAUGGGCCCCACUCAUGCAAACUCGAUGCUUGAGGACACUUUAUAUGCUCAACACGAGGAUUGAAUAAAAAUAAAAACUAUGGAUUUUGUGAAUUUCAAGUUGGGUUUGUGUAGAAUGGAUCACAGAUUCUUGGGCUAUAAAUGACAAUUUGAAUGUAAUGGACUGCCAUUGAUUAUAUAAUUCCUAUUAGGGUGA
Magnolia sinica is the source of this 1681-nucleotide messenger RNA. Its product is annotated as isoaspartyl peptidase/L-asparaginase 1-like. The record is from RefSeq and is a predicted model, not a curated record. Lineage: Eukaryota; Viridiplantae; Streptophyta; Magnoliopsida; Magnoliales; Magnoliaceae. The transcript has 4 exons. The coding region runs from base 207 to 1181 and encodes 324 amino acids. Gene Ontology annotation, molecular function: hydrolase activity.